Molecule: messenger RNA, 1512 nt
Organism: Candida dubliniensis CD36
Lineage: Eukaryota; Fungi; Ascomycota; Pichiomycetes; Serinales; Debaryomycetaceae
Exons: 1
Coding region: 1-1512 (503 amino acids)
Source: RefSeq, a predicted model, not a curated record
AUGAAUAUUGGUUGUCGAAUACGACCGAGGAAACUACCACAUUUGAGAUUAUAUUCUCAAAUGAAAGUUCCAUGGUCAAUACAAACUCCCAUAACUCCUAAAACAGUUACAGAUAUUCUACCUCACUUUGUACAAUUGCCAAUUGAAGAACAGGAUGCAUUAAUUGAACAACACCCUAAAUUAUUAAAUGUGCAAUUGCAAAUAAUGCUAUAUUCUGAACCAGACAGCUUGAAGACAUUUAAGUUUAUUUGUAAAUAUGGCCAGCAUUUGCAAUCGGAGUUUAUACAGAUAUUUGUUUACAAUCUACUUUUAUCAAACAACUUAAAAGCAACAACUACAUUAUUGCAUCAACUCUUGCACGAAAAUAAAAAUUUUCAAAUUUCCAAUGAAUUAUGGGCGUUAUAUAUGGAUAAGGUCUGUUGUAUGGGGGAUUAUCUUGGGGCAACUUUGAUAUAUCAUGAAUUAAUUGAUGAUGUGAAGUUUUACGAAGAAACGAGUUAUUUGGUACAAACAAAUAAUUUAAUACCAUUCUUGAUCAAUGAAUCUACAUUGGUGGCUCUAGCAGGUAUAUUUAGAAAUAACAAAGACCCAUCAAGAGUUGGUGGAAUAAUACAAUACUUUCGUCGAUUUUAUUCUUUUUUACGUUCACAAUACAUUUACAAAUCUUUGUUGAUUUUGCAAAUUGAAUCGUACGCCGAACUUGGUUAUUUAGAGCAAUGCUUAAAAUUAUUUGCAGCUUUUGGAUUUAACCAUAAUCAGAGUGAUGUGAAAAGAAACAGGGCUUUACAGGCAGGGUGGGAGAAUGUACACAAACGACAUGAAAACAUCAAGACCAAUAAGAAUUCUUCAUCGUACAAAGAUUCAAAAUAUGAUUUAGAUAUUCACCAGAAUUUAUUAGCUGAAAUUUGUAAUACUGAGUUGUUCAAUCCUAUUAGUCAUAGAAAUGUUUAUUCUUCAUCGAAAACUGGACGUAACCCAGUUAUUAAUGGAUCUAUAUCUGUCAAUGAUUUGCCAGCUUUAGAAGCAUUGAUUACUGAAAAAGUGGCUACCAUGGAAAUGAGAGAGUUAUUACAUUUAACGAAAAUGUCCCAUCAAUCAAUCAACCUUUUCAUAGUUGCUGGAUUAUGCAAUGUCAAUAAACCACAUAUGGCACUUCAAUAUUUGAAAACGUUAUCACACAUCUUCCCCACCAUAUCAAGAAAAAACCUCAUAAAGAAUCAGAAUUUUGUUUGUAUUUUGCAUGCUACAAAAGAAAUAGAACUCGCCAAGGAGGUGAUGAACUAUUAUCGUGAUAUCCAUAAUGACUAUAUUAAUGUUCAAGUGUUACAAGCGCACAUACUCGUUUUGUUGUCUAAUGAAUGCACUACAGUUUCAGAUCUUACGCCUAGCUUACAAAUGUUUGAAUCUUCCCACCAACAGGCAACAUUGUUUGUCGAUCCAGAUCAAUACGAAAGACUUUGUGAACUAACACACAAUACCAAAAAUUAUGACUUUAUUCAUGUACAUAGUUAA